This is a messenger RNA of Amaranthus tricolor (Joseph's coat), 3140 nucleotides long. RefSeq names its product protein ALTERED PHOSPHATE STARVATION RESPONSE 1. NCBI's taxonomy places the organism in Eukaryota, Viridiplantae, Streptophyta, Magnoliopsida, Caryophyllales, Amaranthaceae. The transcript has 4 exons. The record is from RefSeq and is a predicted model, not a curated record. Bases 235 to 2763 code for a protein of 842 amino acids.
AUCGACGAUAACACACCAUCCUUUUCUCUCUCUAUCUCCACUUUGUGAGCAGCCUUCUUCUCUCUGCUAUAUCCCGACGACACUCUCUCUGCUGUCAAAGAUUCUCUUCUCUCUUUCUUCUUCCCCCUUUUUCUCUCUCUCAAACCCUAUUCACUAUCCAUGUCUUCCUUUCUCUCUCCUCAGAUCUAAACCCACCCCCAAAUAUUUCUCCUAAAAUCCCUAAAUUCAUCAAAAAUGGGGUGUGCAACUUCCAAAAUCGAUGAUCUUCCCGCAGUUUUACUCUGCCGUGAUAGACUCCAUUUUUUAUCCCAAGCUCUUCACCAACGUUACGUCUUUGCCGAAGCUCAUGUUGCGUACGUUCAUUCACUACAAUCCGUUGGCCUUUCUCUUCACCGUUUUUUCGACUCUUCUCAUUCUAUUCCGCCGCUUUCUCCGGUUCUUGACCUCCCUCCUCAACGCAAAAUCGCUGAUAAUGACCCGGUUGUUCUGGGUUCUAAUUCGGGUCAUCUCUCUCACUCUAAUUCUGGGUCCCACCUUCAUUUUCACUCUGAUUCUGACUCUGAUGAUGGAAAUGAUCAUAACCAUAAUCAUAUUGAUUCUGGUUCGGGUUCGGAUUCUGGCCAUAAGUUGUCAUCUCAAAGAGGAGUUGGUAUGGUAUAUGAGGGAAGUUUGGAAAAUGGUGGUGGUGGUGGGUACACCUUUAACCCGAACAUGAACCCGAACCCGAAUCCGAACCCGUAUUUUUAUUUGAAUAAUGGAGGUGGGUUUAACAAUACUAAUGUUCAUAUUAAUUAUAUGAAGAAGCAUUCAACCCCUUCUGUAUCUUAUGAACAGAAACCAAUUAGUUAUGAGACGCAUACUGUUCAAUAUGGCGAUCCUUCUUCAUCAAGUAAUUAUUAUGAUUAUUUCAAUGGUGGGGGUUAUAAUAGCAAUUACAAUUAUAAUAAUCCGGGUAUGGGUAUGUAUGGUGGAUUUCCUGGAGCUACGACGGCGGUUCGAGGGGGUGGAUAUGGAAAUUGGAAUGGUGGGCCUGGUGGCCCGCCACCAGGUCCUACAAAGGCGGUGUUGCCGCCUCCACCACCAUCUUCAGCGGCGUCACCUUGGGAUUUUAUGUAUUUGUUUGAGAGUAUUGAGAGUCAUUAUCCGCCUUAUACACCAAGUAGAGAUUCAAGGGAAGUGAGGGAAGAAGAGGGGAUUCCUGAUUUGGAGGAUGAGGAUAAUUAUGUUCAUGAGGUUGUGAAAGAAGUUGAUAAUAAUCAUAUAAUGAUGGAUGAUGGUAGUGGUGAAAGUAGUAUUAGUAGUGGGAGUGGGGGUGAGAUUAAGGAGGAGUCCAAAGGAGUCGAAAAGGAGGAGGUUGUGGGUGUGAGUGAUGAGUACAGAGCAAACAUGAGUACAGGGAUGGAGAGUGUGCCAGUGGAGUAUGAGGUUCAUGUGGUAGAUAAGAAGGUGGUAGGAGAAGAAGGAAAGAAAGCGGAGCAAGCAGGGAAAGGUGGUAGCGGAGGAAGGGCGGGAUUUAGAAAUGUAUUUGAGGUAGUGAAGGAAAUUCAGUUACAAUUUGAAAGGGCUGCUACUUCUGGGAGUGAGAUUGAUAAGGUUCUUGAAGUGGGGAAACUUCGGUAUCAACGAAAGAAUGCUGCGUACCAAGUUUCUGCAAAGAUGUUGAAUGUGAUAACUCCAUCAUUGCCAUCUUCAUCAAAAGAUGAGGGUGGUUUGGCUCUUGAUGAAGAUGUACGAUUGCGAUCGCUAAAUCUUUCAGCUACAUUGCAAAAACUUUACCUUUGGGAGAAGAAACUCUAUGAAGAAGUCAAGGCUGAAGAACAUAUGAGGGUCAAGCAUGAUAGGAAGGCCAUCAAAUUAAAUCAUUUAGUUGAAAAAGGGGCUGAACCCCAGAAGAUUGAAUCCCUAAGAAGUGAAGUUAGGGGUCUUUCCACUAAGAUAAGAAUAGCAAUUCAAAUUGUUGACAGGAUCUCAGUGAAGAUGAAUAAGCUCAGAGAUGAAGAGUUGUGGCCACAGUUGAAUGAGUUAAUUCAAGGUUUAAGUAGGAUGUGGAAAGCUAUGCUUGAAUGUCACCAUAAUCAGUGCGAGGCAAUUGACGGUGCACGGGGUUUAGAUGCUCUUGCGUUUCCGAGCAAUCCUAGUGAUACACAUUUAGAAGCAUCCUUGCAGCUGGAGCAUGACCUUUUAAAUUGGACUUACCGGUUCACAGAAUGGAUCGGGGCUCAGAAGGGCUAUGUGAGAGCAUUAAAUUGUUGGCUGCUGAAAUGUAUCUUAUAUGAACCAGAAGAAACAGCGGAUGGUACAGCGCCUUUCUCACCCGGAAGGGCAGGGGCACCUCCUAUCUUUGUAAUAUGCAACCAAUGGAAUCAAUCAUUGGAAAGAUUAUCAGAGACUUCUGAAAAGGAUUUGAUUGAAUCAAUGCGGGUCUUUGCCUUGAUGGUUUUCCAUUUCAGAGAACGAGACAAGGGAGAAUUAAAACAGAGGAUGACGGCAAAUAGAGAUAUGGAUAGAAAAGUAAAGAACUUGGAAAGAGAAGAUAUGAAAAUGCAGAAGAAAAUGGUUCUAGCUCCUGGUGACUCGGAUGGUCUAUCAUUGUCUGGCCAUGUUGUUUAUCAGAGUGACACCAGCAGCAAGACUAGUUUACAAGCCGGGCUUCGUCAGGUAUUUGAAGCCAUGGAUCGGUUCACAGCAGAUUCUGUAAAAGUUUACGAGGAACUCCUUCAACGCAGUGAAGAAGUUGUUCGGACACACGGGAGAGUUUCAUAGUUGGAAACUCGUGUGUUGAAUGUGGUAUACGGGAUGGCUGAAACGUGAUCCUGCAGUUAAACCAUAAUUACAAGAAUUUUGUACGAAUAGGAGGUAUAGUUUUAGGACUAAUCUGGGGAUGGGGGGACGCAAGUCUUGUCUUAGUAAGUUGCCCAGAAAUUAGAGAUGUACGGACUACCCUGUAUAGAAAACCUGUUGGGUAUCAACCUUAAGACUUGAUUUUAGCUGUACAGAAUCAUCAAGACUCAUAUCAAGGCCUUUUUAUUAUUAUUAUUAUUAUUAUUAUUAUUAUUAUUAUAGAGUACACCCCUGUAAGUUAUGCUGGAAUUGGUGGAUUAAAUUGUUCGUAUUUCAUAAUAAAAAAUUGGUUUUGGUUC